AUACCCAAAAAGGGGUUAAUAUAAUAUGUCAUAACCUUGGCCGUAUUCCAUCCAAGUAGUCUCGACGGAGCCGCCCAAACCCACCAACACCAAGCGAUUCAAACUCCAAUCUCCACCAACACGACCACGGCGGAGGCGGCGCGAUCCUUAAUAAUAACUAGGUUCGUUGCUUAAACGGCGCCAAAAGCAUGUAUCAAACCUGCUCCGCUGCGCCAUGUUUCGUUGCUUCUUCGCUUUCAGUCACAAGCGACUCUCCAACAGUUCGAAAUCUACUACAAUAUGUAAUCAAAUAGAUUACCGAUUUUCCACUCUCAUUCCCUCACCUUCUCUUCCUCAACAACACAACCACCCUCUCCUCUACAAAACCCAGAUAAUCGAUCGGCGUUUCAAUGUAUCUCGUCCUCAUGUAAUCCCAUUGCAAAACUCGGUUGAUCAAUACAAAACUACCCAAAUUGAAAUAAAAAACUCGCCUUGCUCUUUAAAUGUUUCGCACCAAGGUUUUGAGAUGGCUGAAUAUUUGUUCGAUAAGCAUCAGGGUGCUUGUUGUCCAAAGGAGGCUAAGCAGUUUCAUCUGCAGAUUGUAAAGCAUGGGUUUGCUAGUGAUAUUUUCCUGUGCAACACCCUAAUUAUUGUAUUUGUAGGAAUUGGUGAUAUGGGAUCAGCACAAAAGCUGUUCGAUGGAAUGCCUGAGAGGAAUACUGUAACUUGGACGUGUUUGAUAUCAGGAUACACGCAGAAUGGCAUGUCAAGCAGGGCAUUUACAGUGUUCAAAAAUAUGCUUCGUGAGGCGCUUUUCCCUAGUCCUUAUGCUUUUGGCAGCGUUCUUCGAGCUUGCCAGGAGCUUGGACUGGACGGGCUUAAUUUUGGAAUGCAAAUUCAUGGUUUAAUUUCAAAGUCUUGUUAUGCAUGUGAUGUUGUGGUCAGUAAUGUGCUAAUAUCGAUGUAUGGGAGCUUCUGGGGUUAUAUUGCAUUUGCUCGCCGUGUUUUUGAUGAGAUACUCAAUAGGAAUUCAGUGUCCUGUAAUUCAAUUAUUUCAGUUUAUUCACAACGUGGACAUGUUCUUUCUGCUUUUGAGCUGUUCUCAAACCUGCAAAAGGGGGGGUUGGGGUUCAGUUUCAAACCUAACGAGUACACCUUUGGCAGUUUAAUAACUGCUGCUUGGUCUUCCCUUGGUUCAGGUUUGUGCUUGCUUGAGCAGAUGCUCGGAAGGGUUAAAAAAUCUGGAUUUCUUUCAGAUCUGUAUGUGGGUAGUGCUUUGGUUAGUGGAUUCGCAAGGUUUGGGUUGGUUGAUCAUGCAAGAAAAGUUUAUGAGCUUAUGAGCCAAAGGAAUGCAGUCUCCAUGAAUGGCUUGAUGGUUGGACUUGUCAGACAGAAGCGUGGUGAGGAAGCUGCUGAAGUGUUUGUGCAGUUGAGAAACUUAAUUGACAUCAAUAGUGAUUCCUAUGUGAUUCUAUUAAGUGCUUUUGCAGAGUUUGCUGCAUUGGACAGAGGGAGAAGAAGGGGUCAAGAAGUUCACGGAUAUGUAAUCCGAACUGGGUUAAGGGAUUCUGUGGUUGCGAUCGGAAAUGGACUUAUUAAUAUGUAUGCUAAAUGCGGGGCUAUCAGUGAUGCUAGAUCAGUAUUUAAAUUCAUGGUUAGUAAAGAUUCAGUCUCAUGGAAUUCCAUGAUCUCUGGCCUUGACCAGAAUGAGUGUUUUGAAGAUGCAGUCAAGAGCUACCGUGCAAUGAGGAGGACCGGAUUGACGACGUCAAAUUUCACGUUGAUAAGUACAUUGAGUUCCUGUGCGAGCUUGGGUUGGAUCACUUUGGGACAGCAAUUGCACAGUGAUGGGAUCAAAUUGGGCCUUGAUUUGGACGUUUCAGUUUCGAAUGCACUCAUUGCAUUAUAUGCAGAAAGUGGAUUCCUUGCUGAAUGCCAGAAAAUUUUCUCCUUGAUGUGGGAUCAUGAUCAAGUUUCAUGGAAUUCUGUUAUUAGGGCAUUGGCUGAUUCAGAGACAUCAGUUUCUGAAGCCGUUGAAUAUUUCUUGGAAAUGAUGCGAGCUGGAUGGAGUCUCAACAAAGUUACCUUCAUAAAUGUUCUUGCUGCAGUGUCAUCUCUCUCCCUCUGUGAAUUAAGCCACCAGAUACACACUCUACUGCUAAAACACGAUAUGGUCAAUGACAGUGCUAUUGAAAAUGCACUUAUAACUAGCUAUGGUAAGUGUGGAAAGAUGGACCAAUGUGAGAAAAUCUUUUCUAGGAUGGCUGAAAGAAGAGAGGAAGUUAGCUGGAGUUCCAUGGUUUCUGGAUACGUUCAUAAUGAGCUCUUGCCUGAGGCUGUGGAUUUGGUCCGGUUCAUGAUGCAGAGGGGUCAGAGAUUGGAUGGUUUCACCUUUGCUACUGUUCUUAGUGCUUGUGCCUCCGAAGCAACAUUAGAGCGUGGUAUGGAAGUCCAUGCUUGUGCAAUUAGAGCUUGUUUAGAAUAUGAUGUUGUGGUUGGGAGUGCACUUGUUGACAUGUACUCCAAAUGUGGAAGAAUAGAUUAUGCAUUGAGAUUUUUCAACACGAUGCCUGUGCGGAACAUUUAUUCUUGGAAUUCAAUGAUAUCAGGCUAUGCUCGUCAUGGAGAUGGGGACAAAGCUCUAAAGCUAUUUACACAAAUGAAGCAAGAUGGUCAGUCACCAGAUCAUGUCACCUUUGUGGGAGUGUUAUCAGCUUGUAGCCAUGUUGGGUUGGUUGAUGAAGGAUUCUGGCAUUUCAAGUCUAUGACUGAAGUGUAUGGAUUGGCUCCCAGGAUGGAGCACUUUUCAUGUAUGGCUGAUCUUCUUGGGCGGGCAGGUGAACUUGACAAGUUAGAAAGUUUCAUCCAUACCAUCCCAAUGAAGCCAAACGUUCUUGUUUGGAGGACAGUGUUAGGGGCUUGCUGCAGAUCGAAUGGUCGCAACACGGAGUUGGGUAAGAGGGCUGCUGAAAUGCUUUUAGAAAUGGAACCAGAGAAUGCUGUGAACUAUGUGCUUCUAUCUAACAUGUACGCUUCUGGAGGCAAAUGGGAUGAUAUGGCAAAGGCUAGGAGGGCUAUGAGGGAGGCAGCCGUUAAGAAGGAAGCUGGGCGUAGCUGGGUCACCAUGAAAGAUGGUGUCCAUGUUUUUGUUGCCGGGGACAAAUCCCACCCGGAGAAAGACAAGAUCUAUGAAAAGCUCAAGGAACUCAACCGUAAAAUAAGGGAUGCUGGAUAUGUGCCACAAUCAAAAUAUGCAUUGUAUGAUCUUGAUGUGGAGACCAAGGAAGAACUCCUGAGCCUUCACAGUGAGAAAAUUGCAGUUGCUUUUGUUCUGACUCGCAAUUCAGGAAUGCCUAUUAGGAUCAUGAAAAAUCUUCGGGUGUGCGGGGAUUGCCAUACAGCCUUCAAAUAUAUAUCAAAGGUUGUUGGUAGGCAAAUAGUACUCAGGGAUUCCAACAGAUUUCAUCAUUUUGAAGAUGGUGAGUGUUCAUGCCAUGAUUACUGGUAAUUCUUUAAUGAUCCCCAUUAGUUUUUUGAGGCUCAUCAUUCAUCAAGGAUCCCAAUAUGGAGAAACUUGAAAAAGAAGCUUCAUCAUUCUUUGAGUGAAUAAAUCAAGCUAGAUCAUCAGAGUAGCCUAACUCAUGGAUCAGUCUUUUCCCUGUAUAGUCCUAUGAGGAUCAGCAUUGUUGUACACUAAAUUGCUUAAGUUAACACAUUUCCAAUUACCAAUUUUGGCCUGAUUGAAGUGAUGUGUCCUGGUUAUUUAUACUUGGAGAGGUGCUAAUGCAAUGAAUGAAACUUUCAUUGAUUUUGUCUUU
Tripterygium wilfordii is the source of this 3797-nucleotide messenger RNA. RefSeq names its product putative pentatricopeptide repeat-containing protein At5g09950. NCBI's taxonomy places the organism in Eukaryota, Viridiplantae, Streptophyta, Magnoliopsida, Celastrales, Celastraceae. The coding region runs from base 215 to 3487 and encodes 1090 amino acids. Gene Ontology annotation, molecular function: protein binding; zinc ion binding; RNA binding. Gene Ontology annotation, biological process: RNA modification. The record is from RefSeq and is a predicted model, not a curated record. The transcript has 2 exons.